Messenger RNA from Nerophis lumbriciformis (worm pipefish), 1326 nucleotides. NCBI's taxonomy places the organism in Eukaryota, Metazoa, Chordata, Actinopteri, Syngnathiformes, Syngnathidae. The record is from RefSeq and is a predicted model, not a curated record.
AUGGCUUGGAAGUCAAGGACCCGCAGCCUGCAAGUGUUUGACACAGAGUUGAGUGCUGACACCGUCGAAUGGUGCCCCGUGCCUCACCGCCACGGAUUCCUGGUCUGCGGGACUUACCAGCUCCAAAAAGGGAAAGGGGAAGAAGAUGGUGCCCCCACCCGUACUGGCCGUUUAUACCUUUUUGAAUAUCAACACAAAGGUUUGACGAGUCCCCCUCUCACUGAGCUUCAACAUAUGGACACAGCUGCCAUUUUAGAUUUGAAAUGGUGUCAUGUGCCUAUAUCAGGAAUGGUCGUGCUGGGGCUGGCAGCUGCCACUGGAGAGCUGCAGUUGUAUACACUGUCAGACUGCCAGGAAGGCGGCAGCAAUCUGCAGGCUCUGAGCAGCGUGGAGCUGGGAGGAGAUCAGUUGGCUUUGUCCUUAGAUUGGUCAACUGGAAGAUUGGACAGCAGUGAUGUACGGGUGGUGUGCAGCGACUCUGCAGGUCGUGUUAGUGUGCUCUCUUUGGAUGACGGUGCCCUGACAACUUUGUCACAGUGGAAGGCACAUGACUUCGAGGCAUGGAUAUCAGCCUUCUCCUAUUGGGACACACAGUUGGUUUACUCAGGUGGAGAUGACUGUAAACUCAAAGGUUGGGACCUCAGGAUCAGUCCAUCCAGCCCUACAUUCAUCAGUAAAAGGCAUUCAAUGGGUGUGUGCAGCAUUCACAGCAACCCACAUCGGGAACAUAUCCUGGCUACAGGAAGCUAUGAUGAGACUGUUCUGCUGUGGGAUGGAAGAAAUAUGCGGCAGCCUUUUAGUGAGAGUUUGCUCGGUGGUGGGGUGUGGAGGCUGAAGUGGCAUCCGACUCAUGAGCAUCUGCUGCUGGCAGCAUGCAUGCACAAUGACUUCCACAUACUUCACUGUCAACAGACUAUGGAGUCUAACAAAGGAGCCUGUCCAGUUGUAGCCUCGUACAUUCUCCACAACUCUCUGGCAUAUGGGGCGGACUGGUCUCGAUUGUCCCUGGAGGAACCUGCUCCUCUCUCCCCCCCUGCUACAGAAGCAAAAGAACUUCACACAGAUAGCGGAGGACACUUGAGGAUCCAGUAUGAAUCUCCCACUGCCAGCUUUGACACUUCCCUAGAGGAUGACUGUGGGCAAUACAUCCCAGAGGGCAUCACUCCACCAUCCACCAGCUCUAAUGCAGGCAACACCUUCACACCUGAUGAUGCUUCCUCAUUGUCAUUUCUUCUUGCAACUUGCUCGUUUUAUGAUCAUAUGCUUCACUUGUGGCGGUGGGACUGGGCACCAGUUGAGGCACAGGUAGCGACAAAUACAUGUUGA